Molecule: messenger RNA, 559 nt
Organism: Hibiscus syriacus
Lineage: Eukaryota; Viridiplantae; Streptophyta; Magnoliopsida; Malvales; Malvaceae
Product: purine permease 2-like
Exons: 2
Coding region: 16-501 (161 amino acids)
Cellular component (GO): membrane
Molecular function (GO): purine nucleoside transmembrane transporter activity
Source: RefSeq, a predicted model, not a curated record
UUUCAGGGAUUUUUUAUGACUCUUGGAGCUUCCACGCUCUAUGGAUUCGUGUUGCCAGCCAUCGAGUUGACAUACAAGAAAGCGAAGCAGACUGUCACUACUUUUGGUCAUGGAGAUGCAGAUGGUUAUGUCGUUUUCGGCUACCGUUUUCUGUUCCAUCGGGAUGGUCUUCCACGGAGACUUCAAGGCAAUUCCAAGGGAGGCAAGCGAGUAUCAGCUCGGACAAUCGACGUACUACGUGGUACUCGUGUUGAAUGCGAUGUUAUGGCAGAUGUUCUUCAUGGGAGCCGUGGGAGUGAUUUUCUCGGCCUCUCGUUGCUGUCGGGUAUAAUAAUCGCGGCCCUGCUUCCGGGGACAGAAUCGUUAGCAGUUUUGUUUUACAAUGAAAAGUUCCAGGUGGAGAAAGGCACAGCCCUUGUUUUCUCUCUUUGGGGAUCUCUGAAUUACUUAUAUGGUGAGUUCCAAGAAACAACAACGUGGAAAAGCAAAAUCAAGCUUUAGAAACAGAGAUAAAUUAAAGCAUGUGCUUAUUGCAUCUUAUUAAACAAGCUGUUUAUAU